Messenger RNA from Caenorhabditis angaria, 2280 nucleotides. The record is from the annotation of a GenBank genome assembly. Lineage: Eukaryota; Metazoa; Nematoda; Chromadorea; Rhabditida; Rhabditidae.
AUGGCUGAUGUUUUAGAAGGAGAAGAGCCAAAGCUUUCGAAAAAAGAGCUCAACAAAUUGGCGAGAAAAGCCAAGAAAGACGCAAUUACCCAAGAAGUAAGUUCGAAUUUUUUUUAUAAAAAUGAAUAUUCCUCAAAAAAUCACCGUGUUCCAAAAAGAUGUCAAAUAAUAGAGUGGAAAAUGUUCAUUUCAGAUUUUCUGCAAAACCCUAUAUUAUUGACAUUUUUCCAGAAAGGAGGUAGCCAACAACAACAAGGAGCCAGCGAAGAAGAAGAUUAUUCGAAAGAUUUAUAUGGAUCUUAUGGACUUGUAAAUUCGAAGGAGAAAAAGGAACUCAACUUCCUUCGUGUUAGAGAUGUUAAUUCUUCUGUUGCCAAUCAAACUGUAGGUUUUUAAUAGAGUAGAAUUCAAAAUGAAAAAAAAACAGAAAAUUAAUUUUUAAUUAUUUUCAGAUCUGGGUUCGCGGUCGAGUUCAUACAAGUCGAUCGAAAGGAAAGAAUUGUUUCUUGGUUAUUCGUCAAGGAGUAAACACUGUUCAAGUUGCGAUGUUCCUUAAUGACAAAAUUAGCAAGCAAAUGUUGAAAUUUGUAUCAUCCAUCUCGAAAGAAUCAAUAGUUGAUGUUCAAGCAACUGUGAAUGUUGCUCAAUCGCCAAUCGAAUCAUGCACACAAAAAGAUGUUGAAUUGACUCCACUUCAAGUGAGUUUGAAGAAAAUAAUGACAUUGUUCUAAAAAAAAGUAUUUUGCAGGUCUUUGUUGUGUCAGCUUCAGCUCCAAAACUUCCACUUCAAAUCGAAGAUGCUUCCCGAAAAGCGCCAAGUGAGGAAGAGAAAAACACCGAUAAAGAAAACAAACUUGCUGUUGUCAAUUUGGAUACUCGAUUGGAUAACAGAGUUAUUGAUCUUCGUACAACAACAUCGCAAGCUAUUUUCAGAAUCCAAGCUGGAAUUUGUAAUCAAUUCAGAAAUAUUCUUGAUGCUCGUGGAUUUGUUGAAAUCAUGGCUCCAAAAAUCAUCUCGGCGCCUUCGGAAGGUGGAGCAAAUGUGUUUGAAGUUUCAUAUUUCAAAGGUUCCGCAUAUUUGGCACAAUCUCCACAAUUAUAUAAGCAAAUGGCAAUUGCUGGAGAUUUUGAGAAGGUUUACACAAUUGGACCAGUUUUUCGUGCUGAGGAUUCAAAUACACAUAGACAUAUGACUGAAUUUGUUGGACUUGAUCUUGAAAUGGCAUUCAAUUUCCAUUAUCAUGAAGUUAUGGAGACAAUUGCUAAUGUUCUUACUGAACUCUUCAAGGGAUUACAAGAACGAUAUCCAGAUGAAAUUUCUGCGGUCGGAAAUCAAUAUCCAGCAGAACCUUUCCAAUUCUGUGAACCACCACUUAUCCUAAAGUGAGUUACAUUUUCAAAACACGGAUUGUCUAAUUAUAAUCUUGUUUUUAGAUACCCUGACGCCAUUGCAAUUCUCCGCGAAAACGGUGUUGAAAUCGGAGAUGAAGAAGAUUUGAGCACUCCAGUUGAGAAACUUCUUGGUAGACUCGUCAAAGACAAAUACAAAACCGAUUUCUAUGUUCUCGAUAAAUUCCCAUUGGCUGUUCGACCAUUCUAUACAAUGCCAGAUGCGCACGAUCAAAAAUACUCGAAUAGUUAUGAUAUGUUUAUGAGAGGAGAAGAGAUUUUGUCGGGAGCUCAACGUAUUCAUGACCCUGAUAUGCUUGUGGAACGCGCCAAACAUCAUGCUGUUGAUUUGGCCAAGAUUCAAGCUUAUAUUGAUGCUUUCAAAUAUGGUUGUCCACCACACGCCGGAGGUGGUAUUGGUCAGUUUUUGAAAGGGUUUUCUAGAGGAAAAUUUAAGAUUCGAAAUUACUAGGAACUAUUUUUUUUUUGAAAUCUGAACUUCAAAUUUACCUGGAAAAUUUGUGAGCUCAAAAAUAUUGAAAAAGGUCAAAAUUUAAAUAAUUCAAUAUGUUAAAAAUAAUUAUACAACAUUUUUGAAUUGUUUUCAAUAAAAAUUGCCACUCCCGAAAUUUUCAGAGUUCUGAUUUCACAUAAUUCUUCAGAAGACUUGAGCAAAUUUCUUUCUUCGAUAUUUUCUGAAUUUUCAGAAAUUCUGAAAAAAAUUACAUUUUGAAGAUAUAUUAUUUUUGCCAUGUCAUAACUAUUUUCUCAAUUAAAAUUAAAUUCCAACAUUUUCUAGGUUUGGAACGUGUCACCAUGCUCUUCUUGGGUCUUCACAACAUUCGUCUUGCCUCUUUGUUCCCACGUGACCCAAAAAGAAUUACACCAUAA